AUGUUAUUUGGCCGCAUAGACAAAGAAGAAAGAGCUAACAAGGUCGAGUGGGAAGGACGGCCUGGUCUUCCCCGUAUAUAUGGUGGAGCGGGAAUCCUCAGAGGUCAGUGUUGUGCCAGGAUAUUCGGCGACUACUCCUGCACUGCUCCUUUGGACGAAAACAAAAAGAUGGCAGCCAAACUGGCAAUCCUUGUGGCGAUGGCGGGCUUGGUGGCAGCAACACCUGAAGCGGAUCCCAAGACCAGCAGUCACCACCACGGCUACUUCCCCGUUCUCUAAGGCCCCUCUCGUACCUCUUCAUGGUGAGUUGUAAAGGAUUCUCAAGCAUAUUUGUCUCAGACUCCGAAUUAUGAUACUGAAGCCUAGAUGCUUAUUAACAGGAAAAACUGAUAAAAUUAGAACAUUUACUUUUUUAUCAAGUUUACUGUCUGAGGAACACUUGAAAGUCCCAGAAACAUCUAACCACAUGCUCACAAGUGGAAAAAAUAAGUGUUGCUAGUUGUAAAAUGGCUGCCCGAUUUCGACAAUAUCUUUAUAUUUUUAUACUAUACUAAGUUUCUAUGAUCUCUCAAACUCUACCCAGAGCGUUCGUGCUAAGACGACUCCUGAUUCAACCAAAGAUAAAGAGGAUUGCUUUCUUUUAUUCUGCCACCGCUGUGUGACGUCUUAACACGUUCUUUAAAUUUGCUCCUCCUUUACUACGACGCUUUCACUGAUGAAUAAAAUAUUGUGACGUCAAGAGCCUAUGCAUUACAUUACAUUUUCAAAAUUCACUGCUUAUGUUUAAAAAAUAAAUCAAAGUUUAUAAAGAUCUUUAA
Penaeus monodon (black tiger shrimp) is the source of this 818-nucleotide messenger RNA. Its product is annotated as neurotrophin 1-like. Gene Ontology annotation, cellular component: extracellular region. The record is from RefSeq and is a predicted model, not a curated record. Lineage: Eukaryota; Metazoa; Arthropoda; Malacostraca; Decapoda; Penaeidae. Gene Ontology annotation, molecular function: Toll binding; growth factor activity. Gene Ontology annotation, biological process: regulation of Toll signaling pathway; central nervous system formation; innate immune response.